Molecule: messenger RNA, 1815 nt
Organism: Diplodia corticola
Lineage: Eukaryota; Fungi; Ascomycota; Dothideomycetes; Botryosphaeriales; Botryosphaeriaceae
Product: mitosis inhibitor protein kinase swe1
Exons: 3
Coding region: 1-1815 (604 amino acids)
Source: RefSeq, a predicted model, not a curated record
AUGGGACGGGACUCCUGCCUAAGAGAGUUUAGCGACUCCCUUGAGCAGGUGGUACAGUAUCCAGUGAACCUUAUCUCUACUGAUUCUUACCCUCAUCAAUUGCAAUCUUACCUCACUCGCCUCAACGACGCAGAAACCAAGCUUUGCUGUGUUGAUGGUAAAGCGAAGCUUGCAUUCUGGAUAUGCGAAGAGCAAGGAUGUGGUGAGUUCCGUUACUCCGACUACUUACGCGAUGCGAUGUCUGAUACACCAUCUCUUGGCUCAGGAUUCAAAACAAGCUGUGUCAGCGAUGUAGAUGAGCUUGGGAAACUCUACAAAAUCGACACGAACUUUAACCCUGGCAUCAAGGACCCCCGAUGUUGUUUUACGUUCAUCCACGCUCGCCAUUCAAGAGACAGGCUGUUGAUCUCGCGGCCCAUGAUGUCCCUCCUUUUCACUUAUCAUCAGGUAAUGCCCGCUUUUCUCGACUUUGUCCUGACGUUCGGAAGACGCGAACAUGGCCAAGAGCUUCACUAUGGCGGUUUCCGUUCGGAGUCCAGGUUACUAGACUCAAGCACGAGGAUCCCCGAAAUCGGACGUUCGGGAAGAGACUUUCGGCUCUGCUACAACCUGAAGUCGGUCGAGCACUCUCCCAAGCAAACAGACUGGCCAUGGUCUGUUCGGCAAACCGCCAUACAUCACACCUUUGACAUUGUGACAGGGCGCGCGUCAUGGAUCGUCGUCAAAGGCGAUGGCCUGAUGGAAAACAGGGUCAAGGAAGCCACAGAUCCAUCCAGCCGGGCGGCUGCCUCGCAAUUCGAUACUAACAGUCGGUCCUUCGCAUCAUCUUUAAACACUCAUCUCAUCUACAUCGACUGGGCAGGAGAAAAUUGGCAAUCUUACAUUGACUUCCUCGAGGAUGAGGCUCAAGAUAAGACACGACGAGUCUUGUCCGCCGAUGUCGAUAGACUGCCAAAGUCUAAGGUUGCUGCUCUGCCAACUACGCCUUCACCAAAGCUCUCUCAGCGAUCAUGGUCAGGGCUAUCCAGCCUCGCUACCGAAAAAGGCUCACAAAUGCUUUCGGGCUCCUCUCACUCAUGGGCCAAACUUCCGGGCAAACUACGACAAUUCGCGAGCACUUCGUACUACGCGCAGCGACGGACGCAAGAGAAAGUAGAAACGGCUGGUGGGAAUGACGAGCUCAGGUUCUACUUUGCCGACUUGCAGAGGGCGCAAUAUCUCGAAGAGAAGACAAACGGCGCGAUUCUGGUCAUCAACAUCAACCUCAGUGUGAUCAGCGAGAUGAAGAAAUUCUACCAAGAACUGCUACGCGCAGACGAGUCUUCUGACGAAAUCAGCAUGAACUGCGGCGACGACGUAGAGAGGUUUCUCAGACGCGCUUCCAGCGCAGAGAACGACUUGCGGCUUCAAAAGAGCCGGGCAGAGUCCCUGGUCCGGGUGUUGGCCGACAGGAAAAACCUGCUCUUCGGCGCCCUCGAGUACCACAAUAUGGAGGCUAGCAGGCUCUCGGCGCAAAGUAUGCAUGCGGUCGCGCAGCAAACGCAACAAGAAACCGUCUCGAUGAGGAUCAUCACGCUUGUCACGCUCUUUUUUCUUCCAGCAACAUUUAUCUGUACUCUUAUGAGUACGGACAUAAUCAGGUGGGACUCAGGAGACGGAGACCCUCAGGAAAGAACUGUAUCAACUGGUGCUAUUGAGUUCUUCUUUGCAAUCACGUUACCCCUGAGCUGCUGCACGUUCUCGGCCUGGUGGUAUUUCAAUCGCAGAUUGACGCGUGCCCAACAGGCCAAGGACGCUGCAAUGUGCCUUGUUUAG